AUGUGGGAACUCCGGUCCAUAGCCUUCUCCAGGGCGGUGUUUGCAGAGUUCCUGGCCACACUCCUCUUCGUCUUCUUUGGCCUCGGUUCGGCCCUCAACUGGCCAAAGGCUCUGCCCUCUGUGCUGCAGAUCGCCAUGGCCUUCGGCCUGGGUAUCGGCACCCUGGUGCAGACUCUGGGCCACGUCAGCGGGGCUCACAUCAACCCGGCCGUGACUGUGGCCUGCCUAGUGGGCUGCCAUGUCUCCUUUCUCCGAGCCGCCUUCUACGUGGCUGCCCAGCUGCUGGGUGCUGUGGCAGGGGCUGCUCUGCUCCAUGAGAUCACACCACCAGACAUCCGAGGGGACCUGGCUGUUAAUGCACUCAGCAACAACACGACAGCUGGCCAGGCCGUUACCGUGGAGCUUUUCCUGACCCUGCAGCUGGUGCUCUGCAUCUUCGCUUCCACAGACGAGCGUCGCGGAGACAACCUGGGCACCCCUGCCCUCUCCAUUGGUUUCUCUGUCACCCUGGGCCACCUCCUUGGGAUCUACUACACUGGCUGCUCCAUGAAUCCCGCCCGCUCCCUGGCUCCCGCUGUUGUCACCGGCAAGUUUGAUGACCACUGGGUCUUCUGGAUCGGACCCCUGGUGGGCGCCAUCCUGGGCUCGCUGAUCUACAACUACGUCCUGUUCCCGCCGGCCAAGAGCCUGGCCGAGCGCCUGGCCGUGCUCAAGGGGCUGGAGCCCGACGCCGACUGGGAGGAGCGCGAGGUGCGGCGGCGGCAGUCGGUGGAGCUGCACUCGCCGCAGAGCCUUCCGCGGGGCAGCAAGGCCUGA
Hyaena hyaena (striped hyena) is the source of this 816-nucleotide messenger RNA. RefSeq names its product aquaporin 2 (gene AQP2). Gene Ontology annotation, molecular function: water channel activity. The transcript is spliced from 4 exons. Gene Ontology annotation, biological process: transmembrane transport. The record is from RefSeq and is a predicted model, not a curated record. Lineage: Eukaryota; Metazoa; Chordata; Mammalia; Carnivora; Hyaenidae. The coding region runs from base 1 to 816 and encodes 271 amino acids. Gene Ontology annotation, cellular component: plasma membrane; apical plasma membrane.